Miniopterus natalensis is the source of this 2779-nucleotide messenger RNA. Lineage: Eukaryota; Metazoa; Chordata; Mammalia; Chiroptera; Miniopteridae. The record is from RefSeq and is a predicted model, not a curated record.
UGUUGAUAUUUCUGCUCCCCGGCUGCCGGGCCGUAACUUCGACCUCCUGAGGAGAAAAGCUGCAAAGCCUGAUACCGGCCUAUCCAGUCGAGAAACAAAAGUGUAGUCUUGUUAACUGCCUCCUUUCCGCGGAUUUCCUUUAAUUCUCCUCAAGUCUUCACUUGUGACUGACUCCCACUUCCCUUUCUCCUGAAGUGAGUACCCGGAGACUAUGUCUGCAGAACUCAUUUCAUCCACAAGAGAGGAAGGAAGUCCUGGCACAGGACCCAGUUUUAGGUCCCAUCAGAGGAAGAUACUAAACUUGCUCCUGGAGAGAGAUGCUUCCUUCACCAUCUGUCCAGAUCUCCCUAGAACUCCAGUGGACAAACUCUUUGGUGAUUCUGCAAACCUAAGCAUUUUGUCUGGAGGAACCCCAAAAUGUUGCCUUGAUCUUUCGAAUCUUAGUGGGGAGAUAUCUGCCACUCAGCUUACCACUCCUGCAGAUGCUGAUGGAACUGGUCCUUUGGAUUCUUCAGGACCUCAGGAAAUACAGUUAGCUCAGAGGAAUCAUCACCAGCAUCUUAUAAAAUGCAGCCCAGCACAGCUGCUUUGUAGCACUCCGAAGACUUUGGACCAUGGCAACAGGAAGAAAGAUGCAAUAUGUAGCUCAUCCACAAAUAAAGAAAAUAACAAUGGAAACUUGGUAGAAAGUGAAAUGAAAUGUCUGGACAGUCCCAUCACUACAGUUCCAAAAUUGGAUAAAAAUCCCAAACUAGGAAAAGACCAGGCAGAGGAGAUUUCAGAUGAAUUGAUGGAGUUUUCCCUGGAAGAUGAAGAAGAAGCCAAGGGCUUAGGUCUAAAGAAGACAGUCUUUCUCUCUGACAUUAAUACCACUCAGAUGCUGGAGGAAGCUUCUAACCACGGGUACCUGGCUGGUGAUUUCUCCAAGGUAUGUGCGCUGCCAACCGUGUCAGGGAGACACCAAGAUCUGAAGUACAUCAACCCAGAAACAGUGGCUGCCUUACUGUUGGGGAAAUUCCAGGGUCUGAUUGAGAAGUUUUAUAUCAUCGAUUGCCGUUAUCCAUAUGAGUACCUGGGAGGACACAUCCAGGGAGCCUUAAACUUGUACAGUCAGGAAGAACUAUAUAACUUCUUUCUGAAGAUGCCUAUUGUCCCUUUGGAUUCCCAGAAAAGAAUAAUCAUUGUGUUCCACUGUGAAUUCUCCUCAGAGAGGGGCCCUCGAAUGUGCCGCUCUCUGAGAGAAGAGGACAGGGCCCUGAACCAGUAUCCUGCAUUGUACUACCCAGAGCUGUAUAUCCUCAAAGGGGGCUACAGAGACUUCUUUCCAGAAUAUAUGGUGCUGUGCGAACCGCAGAGCUAUUGCCCUAUGCAUCACCAGGACCAUAAGGCGGAGCUGCUGAGGUGUCGAAGCCAGAGCAAAGCAUGGGAAGGGGAGCGGCAACUGCAGGAGCAGAUUGCCUUACUGGUGAAGGAUGUGAACCCAUGAUAAUAGAUCAGCUGCUGGCUGCCUAGGAGUCACCAAAAGACACUGUAGAAACCCUGGGCAGAAAGAGGCCAUAUCUUCUAUGUGGCUAAACUGCAAACAACAGGCUGCCAAACUGAUGCAAUACUAGGCCUGGGCGUUGGUUAGAUUUCAGUAGAGCUGCUGGCUGAUGGUGAAGUCCUGGAGCUGGCUCUAUAAGGUGUAGCCUUGGGUUGUACUGACAUGUGUGUUGCUUCAGGGAGUGUUUGCAUUCUCUUUCUAAUUAUUUGUCUCUUCUCACAAGCCAGCCAGUUCUUUCUCCCUCUGAGCUUCUGGCUAUGCAAAGGAGUUGCCCACCUUCUUUCUCUGUAUUUUCCUUCUUUGUUUCCCUCUCUUAUCUUUUUCUUAAAUGGAAAAAUAAACAUUGUAGAAUGAGAGAUAUGAUUGUGAACUUAAUCUGCUCCUAGAAGAUUUAUAUGAGGAAGCGAUCACCAAAUUAGACUCCUUCAGACAUAAAGGUAUAACCAUCCCUAAUUCAGAGCUUAGACCAGAGUGCUUUUCUCUAGAUUGACUAGUGGUUCUCAAAGUUUGGACCCUGGACCAUCAGUAUCAUCUGAACUUGUUUGAAAUACAAAAUUACAGGCCCCACUCCAGACCCGCCUACUAAAUCAGAACCUCUGAGGUUAGGUCCUAGAAAUCUGAAUUUUAAAAAUCUCCCUUGUAGGUGAUUCUGAUGCACGCCGAGAGUUGAAAUCCACUGCUGUGGAAUUAGGAACCCUUUAAAGUGCAUUCUUAAGCAGUAUUCCAGGCUUUCCUUUCCUAAAGACUUUUCCAUGGUAUGAGUUAAUGAAAGUGUGUCCCAGACUCGGCCCUCUGGUAUCUAGGCUCAGAAAACCAGAUGAGUGGCAUUCUCUACAGCAAGUGAUAGGUUCAUUUUGGCUCUAAAGGUUCCUUGUGUACAGCCUCAAUGGAGUUUUGACUUUUUCCAUUUCCCAAACUCUCCACUCCACAGCUCACAAAUAAAGUUUAGUUUUAAGGUGGUUGAAAGUAGAGAUUUGCGCUAUAUUUCUUUCAUUUGUGGAAUAAGAGAAAAUAAAGUACCAAGCAAGAUCAGUUAGACUUAAAGAAGACCUUUUAUUUUAUUGAUUUCAGAGAGAAACAUCGAUUUGUUGUUCCACUUUUUUAUGCAUUCAUUGGUUGAUUCUCGUAUGUACCCUGACCAAGGAAAUCCACAACCUUGACACAUUGGGACAAUGCUCUCACCAACUGAGCUACCCAGCCAGGGCAAAGAAGACCUUUUAACUGCAUUCUUCAUUC